AUGGCAGCCGAAGUUGUGCUUACUUUUGCUGCGGAGGGAAUACUGAAGAAGGUGCUUUCACUUGCUGAGAAACAAUUCAGUCUUGCAUGGGGUUUCAAAGCUGAACUUCGAAAGCUUAGAGAGUCAUUCACUACCAUUGAACUUUUAUUGAAUGAUGUUGCCCACAAACCACAAGCUCCGGCAAUAGAGGAAUGGGUGAAGAAACUCAAAGGCGUAGCUGAAGAUGCUGAGGAUGUCUUGGAUGAAUUCAAGUACGAAGUUGAUCGGCGUAAAGUCGAAAUCCAAAACCAUAUGAAGAGAAAGGUUCUGAACUUCUUUUCACUCUCCAAUCCACUUGCAUUUCGUCUUCAAAUGGCGCAUAAAAUUCAGAAGAUCAAUGCAUCCUUGGUGGAUCUCGAGAGGAAAGCAUCUCCUCUUGGACUAGUUUCCAGGAAUACAGAUGCAACCUCUCAGGGGAUUAGAUGGGAUAGACAAACCAACGCAUUCUUUGGCAAAGAUGAAAUACCCGUUGGAAGGAAAGCUGAUGUGUCAAAAAUAGUCACAACCUUGACCGACUCCAAAUACAAUCAAGAAAAUCUUGCGGUCAUGGCGAUUGUGGGUAUGGGAGGCCUCGGAAAAACAACAUUGGCCAAUUGGAUUUGUGUAUCCGACGCUUUUGACGUCAAUGUCAUCCUACAUCAAAUGUCAGAACAGCUUAAUCGGGUAAAAGCCCAUUCUAAAGAUAAUCAGCAUACUCUGCUUUUGUCCCUUGAUGAAGAGUUGAAAGAAAAAAAAUACUUACUCGUACUUGAUGACGUUUGGAACAAAGAUUCCAAACUAUGGGAGAGUUUCAUGGAAUGUUUGUCAAAGCUUAGUUCUGCUAAAGGCUCCAAAAUUAUUGUCACCACUCGCGAAGAUGAAGUCGCAUCAAUCUCAGAAAAGCUACUUCCGCGACAUAAAUUGGGAAAACUUUCUGUGGAUGAAUGUUGGUCCAUCAUGAAAAAUAGAGCUUUCACCAAUAACAGUGAUCCUAAGUUUGAUACAAUUGGAAGGGAGAUUGCUGAAAAUUGCGGUGGUGUUCCAUUGGUGGCAAAGGUUUUGGGAGGCAUGUUGCGCACUAAAAAAAGCAUUGAAGAAUGGUCGUUGUUUAAAAACAGUAGAAUAUGGAACAACUUACCAAAAGGAGAAGAUGAAAUUAUGCCAGUCCUGAGGUUGAGUUUUAACAAUUUAGAAUCACCAUCAUUGAAGCAAUGUUUUGCAUAUUGCUCAAUGUUCGAGAAAGACUUUGAAAUUCAAAGAGACAACUUGAUUCAACUUUGGAUGGCUCAAGGACUACUCCGAGCUUCGCAUGACGAAAGUAAAGAUAUGGAGGACACAGGCAAUGAGUAUUUUGAUAUUCUAUUGCAGAGCUCCUUGUUUCAAGAUGCUACGAUGGGUGACAAUGGCAUUGUUACCAAAUGCAAGAUGCAUGAUCUUGUGCACGAUUUGGCAAAACUUGUGUCCAAAUCUGAAAGCUUGAUGGGAGACUUAUGUAGCAGAGAUAAUACACUUGAGUUUCGACAUGUUGCUCAGGUUUCUACUUCUACACUGGAAAAGAUCGCAGCAAGAAGUGCUAAGAAAUUACGGUCACUGUUUUCGGACAACGGUGAAGUUCCUGCUAACAUUCUUCCACGGUUCAAAGCUUUACGCGUCUUGAAUUUAUGGAAUGCUAAUAUUGAAGAACUUCCAGUUUCAGUUGGUAAGCUGAAACACUUAAGGUAUCUUGACAUUUCUGAAACAAGAUUCAAAGCACUCCCCAAAUCUGUAGGCAAGCUCUAUAACCUUCAGACAUUAAGAGCAAUGAAUUGUGCCCUUGAAGAGUUUCCGAAAGAACUGCAAAACUUGAUCAACCUGAGACAUAUUUAUUUUGAUGAGGAUAUCAAAUUCCCACAAGGGAUAGGACGGUUGACUUGCCUUCGAACAUUACCUUACUUUCCAGUGGGUAAUGAGAUUGGUCGUCGAAUUGAAGAGUUGGCUGGCUUGAAACAAUUGAAGGGUGAAUUAAUUGUUUGUAAUUUGGAGCACGUAAAGAAUGGAGAAGAAGCAAAGAAAGCUAAGUUAGAGGAUAAGACGAAAGUACGCCAUUUGAGCUUCAAUUGGACUGAAGAUAGGUCAACAACUGACAACAACGAGGAGGAAGGUGUCCUAGAAGGCCUUCGACCACAUCUUGGGUUGGAGAGCUUAACUAUUAUAAACUUCAUGGGCGAUAAGUUUCCAACGUGGAUGAUGAUGAUGAGUGGGUUGAAGAAGAUUGAGUUACUUGGAUGCGACAAAUGUGAAGUAGUCCCACCGCUCGGUCAUCUACCCAAUCUUACGGAGCUUAAUAUUAGAGGAAUGGCUAGCUUGAAAUGUGUUGGAGCUGAGUUCUAUGGUUAUGAUCUUGUAGCCACGACAAGUAAGGAGAUGAUUACUUUAUUUCCAAAGUUAAAAGUAUUACAUAUUUCUGAGUGUGAUGAUCUAAAUGAAUGGAAGCAAGUACCAACAACGUCAGGAAAAAAGGUUGUGGUUUUUCCUUGUCUCGAGAUGUUGACCGUAGAAAAUUGUUCUAAAUUGAACAAUGCUCCGAGUGAUUUUCGACUUCCCCAAAAGUUGGAGAUGUCUUCUUGUGAAGGAUUGUCGCGCCUACCGAGUGGGUUAAAGAGAUGCACCUCUCUCCAGAAAUUGAGUAUAGAGAAUUGCGAUGGAUUAUCAGGCCCAUUAAGUUUAGGGGCCUCUCUCUUGGAAGUGAGUAUAGGGAAUUACAAUGGAAUAUCAGUCCCAUUGAGUGCAGGGGCCUGUCUCGUGGAAUUGACAAUACGGAAUUGCAAUAAUCUGACAUCAAUUGAAAUUAAAGGCAGCGGGUCCCUCACCGACUCUCUUCAGAAAUUGACAAUCAGGGAUUGCAGUGAAUUAUCAAGCAUACCUGCUCUUCCACAACAAUGUCCCUCUCUUCAGGAAUUGGAGAUAUAUAAUUGCCCAAAGCUAUCAUCGUUUGGUGUCAAAAGUAGCAGAGUUGAGAAGGAGGAGGAGUGCAUUAGCCUACAAUCUACUUCAGACUUGCGCACCAUGACCUCCCUUCGACUUCUGAGUAUUGAAUAUUGUGAAAGAUUAGAAAGUUGGGUGAGCAGCCUACAAUUCCCACUCUCUCUUGAGACGCUGGAAAUACAUGUUAUGCCUAAUUUACACAUUCUUCCAAGUUUAGACAACCUCAGUUCUCUCCGUACUUUGUCGAUUGUAAAUUGGCGAAACCUAAAAUAUCUGCCAACGGGGCUACAGUGGCCCACUGGCUUGGAGAUUUUGUUUGUCGGUGGGUUCUGGGAGGAGCUCGAUUCCUUCCCUGAUUUUGAAGUUGGAUCAUUAAUGCAUCUUACAAGUAUGCGAGCUUUUCUGCUGCGGUCUUAUCAGGCUCUCUGUUUUACUCUUCUACUUGCUGAUGGCACUAAGUUGGAUCAUGCAAUUUCUCAAAUGUCUAGUGGGGAUGCUGAGAAAUAUACGAUGCCAACGAAUUUGGACUUAAUUGUUCAUCCUUCAGCGGAUUAUCCUUCGUUCCACAGGCCCAGACUUGUUUCUCUUUGUGAUUUUAAUUCACCAACUCGUCUCAACUGGCAUUUCUUCGUUAGCUUCGAUUGA
Molecule: messenger RNA, 3627 nt
Organism: Pyrus x bretschneideri (Chinese white pear)
Lineage: Eukaryota; Viridiplantae; Streptophyta; Magnoliopsida; Rosales; Rosaceae
Product: putative disease resistance protein RGA3
Exons: 6
Coding region: 1-3627 (1208 amino acids)
Biological process (GO): defense response to other organism
Molecular function (GO): ADP binding
Source: RefSeq, a predicted model, not a curated record